UCAAAAGAACCAUACCAAACAAAUAAAUAAUGUCCUCCGCAAUCCUCUCCCCCAACACCGGGAUCACUCCCGCUGCCACUCCCCACUACCAGUCUAACCCAGACCGAUACACCCUCGAUGACUUAGUAGCCUCUAUAAAAGAACAUCUCGGAGAGCAAGGUGGCAUCUCGUCCGAAGAAGUCAACGAGGAAUACCUCAUCUCCCUCGCCAAAAAGUACAACUCCAACCCAGCGGACUGGGCGCCCUACUGCUACAACGACCCCAGCAAGAACUACACUCGCAACGCAAUUGAAAACAUCAACAACAAAGCGAACAUUCUCUUAUUAGUAUGGAACCCGGGCAAAGGCUCCCCCAUCCACGACCACGCCAACGCCCACUGCAUCAUGAAAGUCCUCGCCGGCGAGCUCUGCGAAACUGUCUAUCGCGCUCCCCCUUCGUCUGCCCAUGACGACCACGAGUCCGGGUACGGUUCCGGGAGUGGGACCGAUGGGGAACAGACCGACAAGCCGCUGCAGAUCAAGUCGGUAAACACCCAUGGCCCUAACGAGGUGGCCUAUAUCUCGGAUGAGAUUGGGUUGCAUCGUGUGCACAACCCGAGUUCCUCGCGUUUGGCGGUUUCUCUUCAUUUGUAUACCCCGCCUAAUGCUGCCGACUACGGGUAUAACAUCUUCGAUGAAAAGACUGGGAAGGCGUGUUUCGUGCCGCAGGCGAAGUCAGUUGCGCAAUCUUCAGAGUGUACCCAGUCAUAGGUAUCUUCUGGUUGGUUGAUUGCGCCUUGUCUCGGUUUCAUAGGUGGGAGUUGCGGGAUUAUAUUGUCGUUAUUAUCUGACGCGUUCGAGCCGGCAUGAUUGCUUUCAGUAUUGUUAUUAUCACACGGCAUACUCAGCUGGAAUGAGA
Molecule: messenger RNA, 897 nt
Organism: Aspergillus candidus
Lineage: Eukaryota; Fungi; Ascomycota; Eurotiomycetes; Eurotiales; Aspergillaceae
Product: cysteine dioxygenase
Exons: 3
Coding region: 30-749 (239 amino acids)
Biological process (GO): L-cysteine catabolic process
Molecular function (GO): ferrous iron binding; cysteine dioxygenase activity
Source: RefSeq, a predicted model, not a curated record